Penicillium alfredii is the source of this 1863-nucleotide messenger RNA. RefSeq lists its product as uncharacterized. Gene Ontology annotation, cellular component: membrane. The transcript is spliced from 3 exons. The coding region runs from base 1 to 1863 and encodes 620 amino acids. The record is from RefSeq and is a predicted model, not a curated record. Lineage: Eukaryota; Fungi; Ascomycota; Eurotiomycetes; Eurotiales; Aspergillaceae. Gene Ontology annotation, molecular function: magnesium ion transmembrane transporter activity. Gene Ontology annotation, biological process: magnesium ion transport.
AUGGGCAACCUAGGUGACUUGUCACCGCAGGGGAGCGUCGCGGUUGGGGUACUGGUCGGGCUGGUCUCGACUAGCCUGCAAGCCAUUGGACUGACGCUCCAGCGCAAGUCGCAUCUGGUCGAGGACGGAAAGGACCCAUACGAUGUGCGCCGGCCACCCUACAAGCGCAGACGAUGGCAACUGGGCAUGGCCAUGUUUGUCAUCUCCAAUAUUGUGGGGAGCACUAUUCAAAUUACUACCCUCCCGCUUCCCGUUCUCUCCACGCUCCAAGCAUCUGGACUGGUGUUCAACACGAUAUUUGCUACCCUCAUCCUUGGUGAACCUUUCACUCGAUACUCUUUUGCGGGCACGGUCUUGGUAUGCAUUGGCGCCAUGUUGAUCGCAACAUUCGGCGCCAUCGGGGAGCCGGCUCAUACCCUGAAUCAACUGUUGGAUCUCCUGCAGCGUCGUCCGUUCGUGCUGUGGAUAAGUGGCACCGUUGUGGUGGUGGCAGCCAUUCUGGUGGGCUCGAAAUUGCUCAAGUACUGUCUGCCGUCGUCCCGGGCGAAACACCCAGUCCCCGCCGGCCAUUUUACACCGCACCUGCUGCGUCUCCAAAGCCGUGUGAAGCUCAUACAGGGCAUGUGCUAUGGCUCGGUCAGCGGAAUCCUGUCGGCUCACUCGCUGCUGCUGGCCAAGUCGGCAGUGGAGUUGCUGGUGCGCACCGUGGUAGAUCGUGUGAACCAAUUCAAUCAUUGGCAGUCAUGGGUAAUUCUGCUCGGCAUGAUAUUCCUGGCGCUGACCCAGUUGUUUUACUUACAUGGCGGGUUGAAACUGUGCAGUACCAGCGUCUUGUAUCCGUUCGUGUUCUGUAUUUACAACAUCAUCGCCAUCUUAGACGGGCUGAUCUACUUCCGACAAAUGUCGCAACUGACAGGCCUUCACGCAGGCCUUAUUGCCCUGGGGACUGUGAUCCUCCUUGGUGGCGUGCUGUGUCUGUCCUGGCGGCUGGAAGACAUCGAUAAUCAUGCCGCCGUCACCGUCGUGGGACCUACGCAGACCACCCUGGGACCAGGCAUGGCGGUCGUCGAAGAACAUUCGCCGGCGUCGCCCCCGCUGCUGGAUGGCAUGGACGAUGAAGAGGCUCAAGUGAGCGAAUGGGAACCGCUCCUGUGCGGCACCGCGCGGCCUCGGCGGCUCUCCUCUUACCAGCGUGCGCGUGCCCCCAGUCUCCCGCUCAUUCCACCGCUGGACCACCGCAACUCAGUGGAUUUAAACCCAGCGUCUAUCUGGGCCGAGCUCGACGAGUCGGACAGUGACGACGCAGAUGCACGAAUACGCUCUUCUAUCGACCGGCCGCGCAGUAUCAGUGGAAGCGCAACCCUCAAUGGGCCCCUGCGUGGGCUGGGACGGCACUCGACCAUUGGUCCCAUCGCACACGAUCGAGGUCGAGGUACUCGGCGAGGUCUGCCACCAGGGAAAGACACUCGCUGGCGUCGCAUAUCAGCACCCUUUGCAGGACUUGCGGCUGGGUCACGCCAACGACGGGGUCUUUGGGACCCAGUGUCGUCUUCGCCCGGCACCCGAGAUAUUGGCGGGUACGGCACCAUCCAAGCGAACGAGCACAACCAGCGCCGGCGAGACCACGCCCCUUGCCCUCAGGACACCGAGCCAGGCCUCCUCGCGGGCUCGCGGAGGACUCUGGCCGAUGCUUGGCAAUAUGGACGAGAGUAUUUGAGUCGAUGGACCAGCCCGCGGGCGGGCAGCCACAUCGAGGCCGCAGCCGAGGAUAAUUCCUCUUCCUCUCUGUUACCGCGAAUCUGGACGCGACGUACACGCGGGCAUUCAAAUUCCGAGACCCCACGGGGACCGACAUCACCCUAG